Molecule: messenger RNA, 2039 nt
Organism: Mizuhopecten yessoensis (Yesso scallop)
Lineage: Eukaryota; Metazoa; Mollusca; Bivalvia; Pectinida; Pectinidae
Product: beta-1,3-galactosyltransferase 5-like
Exons: 2
Coding region: 538-1860 (440 amino acids)
Cellular component (GO): membrane
Molecular function (GO): hexosyltransferase activity
Source: RefSeq, a predicted model, not a curated record
UACGCUGGUUAAGCUACGAUACACUUCGAUGACUUUGAAUGAAAAAUAAUAACAACGACCAGCUCGCAGUUGUCUCCCUAUAACCCUUAUAGUCGGGGACAAAAAAAGACAUUUUUGGAACAUUGAAGCCACUUGGUCAAGGGUCACACGUGGACGUGACAGCGCGUGUACCUAGAUCUGUGACAGCACGUGUACCUAGGUCUGUGCUAGAACCAAAGGGAGCAUCGGAUAUGUUGAACAGCCGACUUAGGGAGUGGUUACCAGGAAUGACGUUUUAAGUGAAAACUUCCGGUCAUCUCUGCUGUCCAACACGAGGAGGCGAUACAUGUCGUACCAGUAUAAAGACUACGUCACACCCUUACGUCAAAUGUUACAUACCGUCUGCUGUAGUUAUCGCCCUUGUUUGUUAAAUCGAGUCGGCGUUAGUUAUCUACCCUGUGUGUUACGUCUGCUGGGUUGACUUCAAAACAUGUGAAUGGGAAACAGACCGUUUUAUGUGACCUGAUCACACCGUUAAUCAGCGGCAGCACAACCACGAUGUUCAGGGCGUUUGUUUGCCGAGUUCUGGGGACCAAGAAGUUAUUACCGGUUCUGGGUAUACUGUGUUUGGUGGUCGUAGUGUUUGACUUCAUAAUGCUUACCAGAGUAAAGGAGUUCUACCUUAGUCGGACCUACAGAAAGAUCGAAACAGCCUCCCACACAUUCUCAACGGCUGACGGCGUAAAUAACCGUACACAAAUGACACAGAUAACACAGUUUGCUGAUGAUUUUAAUCGGACAAAUAGUUUUAAAACCUUACCAGAGACCGAGAAUAACUACGCAAAUUUAAGUAAAUAUACCUCAAAAGGUUCUAAUAAUGCAUCAACAUUUGAAAAUUUCAACCAAAAUUACUAUAAAACCGUUACCGCCCUUCCAGUGACUUCAGUAGAACCCGGCCGUCCAGAAAGCUGUACCGAUUGUUUCAAGCACGAAUUCAGCUUAACAAUUGACAAUGAGGAAGUGUGUAAAAUCAGACCUGGUAAUACCAAACAGGAAAUUACUAUUCUUAUAUUAAUAUUCACUUCGCAUGCGCGGAGAGGACAGCGCGACGCAAUUCGGCAGACAUGGUUAACGCAUGCUAAAAACAACACGGCCAACAUCCGGUAUGUGUUUUUACUUGGAAUUUCAAAUCAAACAAAUUUAAAUCAGGCCGUUUUAGAAGAAAAUAAAUUACAUGCUGAUUUAAUUCAAGAGAACUUUACAGACUCCUAUUUAAAUCUGACCUAUAAAACAAUGAUGGGAUUUAAGUGGGCGUUGACACAUUGUGCGCAUGCGAAAUUUGUAUUAAAGACCGAUGACGAUAUGUAUGUCAAUAUUCCAGUUUUAAUUAAUCUCACGCGUACCAACGCCGAGCAUCUGCAGACAGCCGUGGGCGGGAGCUGUUUUGUUUUAGACCAGCAACCUAUACGUGAUAAAUAUUCUAAGUGGUACGCCUCCUACACCAGCUAUCCACAGGAGUUAUAUCCGGGUUUCUGCUCCGGAACUGGAUACAUAACAAGCAUCGCUGUUGUCAAACACGUGUUUGAUAUUUCCAAAAAUGUGCCAUUUUUUCACUUGGAAGAUAUAUAUGUGUCGCUGUGCCUAAAACAACUAGGAUACCAUUUGCUUCCCCUGUACGGUUUCCAUAACCACAGGGUAAGGAUUGACUUCUGUCAUUAUAAAAGUGCUUUUGUGGUGACGUCACACGAAUUAUCCCCGGACCUGUUACGGUCUGUGUGGACGGGUACAUGUAAACCUUAUAACUUACAAAUGAGGAUAAUGGGUUUCGUGGUAGCGAUGACUUUCUUCAUAAUACUGUGUCUUUGUUCCAUGGUCCAGUGAUGUGCCUUAAUACUGCUCAAUGGUUGAAUGAUUCGCCAAAGUACACUGUUUACUCAAUUACAAUGCAUUAUAUCACAACCAUGGACCUUGUUUUAUAUGAGGAUUAUUAAAUGGGGGGUUUUCAUACAAUAAAAUGUCGUUUUUCCAAUGGUUCUUGGUCGUAAUGUCUAUUUAGCCUA